Molecule: messenger RNA, 2827 nt
Organism: Sarcophilus harrisii (Tasmanian devil)
Lineage: Eukaryota; Metazoa; Chordata; Mammalia; Dasyuromorphia; Dasyuridae
Gene: LIPA
Product: lipase A, lysosomal acid type
Exons: 8
Cellular component (GO): intracellular membrane-bounded organelle
Molecular function (GO): hydrolase activity, acting on ester bonds
Source: RefSeq, a predicted model, not a curated record
CUUGCCAUUUGGUUUUUCUCCUUACAGAGUGAAAUUAUCUCCCACUGGGGCUUCCCCAGCGAGGAGUACGACGUAGUGACCGAUGACGGCUACAUCCUGAGCGUUAACCGAAUCCCACACGGCAGGAAGAACCGAGGGGAGAAAGGACCCCGGCAGGCGGUGUUCCUGCAGCACGGCCUGCUGGCCGACGGGAGCGACUGGGUCACGAAUCUGGACAACAGCAGCCUGGGCUUCAUCCUGGCCGACGCCGGCUACGACGUGUGGUUGGGGAACAGCCGGGGGAACACCUGGUCCCGCAGACACAAGACGCUUUCUGUUCACCAGGACAAGUUCUGGGCUUUCAGCUUUGAUGAGAUGGCGACCUACGACCUGCCCGCCGUGGUUGACUUUAUCCUGAACAAGACCGGCCAAGAGCAGAUCUAUUAUGUUGGUCAUUCCCAAGGCACCACCAUCGCUUUCAUCGCCUUCUCCCGCCUGCCCCAGUUGGCCAAGAAGAUCAAGAUGUUCUUUGCGUUGGCUCCUGUGGCCACUGUCAAGUUCAGCACGAGCCCCAUGGCCAAGCUGGGAAAUUUCCCAGAUUUGCUCUUCAAGGACAUAUUUGGGGUGAACCAGUUUCUGCCCCAGAACUGGGUCCUGAAGUGGCUGGGGACCCACGUGUGCUCGCACACCUUGCUCAAGGAGCUCUGCGGGAACCUGCUCUUCGUCAUCUGCGGCUUCAACGAGCGCAACCUCAACAUGUCCCGAGUGGACGUGUACACCACGCACAAUCCGGCCGGGACGUCGGUGCAGAACAUGUUGCACUGGAGCCAGGCUGUCAGAUCCGGAGAGUUUAAAGCCUAUGACUGGGGAAGUCGAGAUGAGAAUUACUUUCAUUAUAAUCAGACCGAGCCUCCUCUCUACCAGAUUAAGGACAUGCUGGUUCCAACAGCCCUUUGGAGUGGGAGUCGGGACUCGUUGGCGGACCCCAAAGACAUGGGCCUCUUAGUGACUCAGAUCACCAAUCUCAUGUACCACAAGAAUAUUCCGGAGUACGAACAUUUGGAUUUCAUCUGGGGCCUGGACGCCCCGGUGAGACUCUAUAAUGAGAUCCUGGACCUGAUGAAGAAGUAUGAAUGAGGUGCCCCGGGCAGUCACUGUUCGGGCCCUUGGCUGAGGGCCCUGGCGGUCAUUUUGUUGUUUUCUCUAAUCAUUUUGCACUUUCCUAAAGCUUUUUGUACAAGCAGGUUGAAGGGCUCCUUCUCUGCCUUGUUCUGUCUCUGGCCUAGCCCACACUUCGUCCUGGGCCUUUGGCCUUUGAGCCCGCCAGGGGUGGCAAGGCAAGGCAAGACAGUCCGACUUGUAUCCCUCGAAGCCCGAGUAUCUGAGCUCCUGGGAGCUGAUUUCCCCCCCCCCCCGCCCCAUUUUAAAGAUGGGGAAGCUAUUAACCCAAAGCUCUUUUAGCUUUUUUAAAACUUUACAGGCUGUGGUGAAGAUUCCCAGAGCCCCCCACCUGGGUUGUUUAUCUAGACAGUUUAGAGGCUGUCGCCAGGGACAGAUUCUGCCGGAUCUUGCCCCCCUAAAGUCCCAGAUCUCGAUGACAGUCCUUCCUUUAACACCGGAAAAACUUAGGGCAAGAGCCACAUUUUAUCCUCCCCUAUGUUUGUAAGGAGAGACGGCUCUUAUGUGCCCCCAAGCCUCUAUCUACUCCUCUGCACCCCCUGUUCCUGGCGCAGCCUCCGAGCCAAACAGAACAAAUUGUGGCCUCUUUCAGUGGUAGGGCCUUCCAAAGCUUAGACACCCCUCCCCUUGUCUCCACCCUCCUAACGCCACAACCCCCCACCCAACCAAGUCUUCCAUGGGUAACUAUCGGCUUUUUCAAGAGAGGCGACAUGAGCCAUGAAGCAGAGGGCUGGGCUUUCAGCUGGCUUCCAUAGCCAUUGCUGACUCUGGCUAGUUGUGUGAGCCUGGGCUCGCUGGGAUCACUUGCCUGCUUUCUCUUUAAGUCAGUAGACCUCUGACUUUUGUUGGCUGUGUGACACAGGGCAAGCCUUGGGAUCUCAGUUUACUUAUCUCUCAAAUCAGGGAAGAGACCUUGAAGGCUGCCUUACGUUCUAGCUCUGAUUCUGUUGGGUAACCAUCUCUCCUCCCCUUUUAAACAAACAAGCAGUGAGCUCCCCGGCAGGGUGAGGGGCUCCCCGGCAGCGUGAGGAGCUCUCCUGGCCAUCACGGGUAGCAGAUGUCAGAAAUAUUUCCUAACCAAGUGGGCAAGUGUCUGAGGAGCCUUGAAUGCCUGGAUCAACUUAAAAGUGAUUUGCUUGAAUAGCUUGAAAACUGCUUGUACCUAAAACCCUAGAGGUCUGAAGCUUUGGGGCUUUGCUGGUUAAGAGACCCAGAUGCUGUGAAGAAGGUGCCCACAUUUCAGUGCUUUGGUGAAAGCCUGAGCAACAUUCACCCCUACUUCAUUCCCCCACCCGCUCCCCAAGAAAGGAGCUCAGUGUAGCCUGGAAGCAGCCGCUGUUGGCUUUUGUUUUCCUUUUCCUUUCAAAAUGACCACGAGAAUUCAUCUACUUAACUCAGGGAGUCCUAGCCUUUGAAUCUUGUCAUUUUAGCCGUCUGGAUGCUUUGACUGUUCCUGAUUUACACACAUCUGUGUCUUUGUGGGUAACCAGAGCAGGGGGUGUUGAUCCUCCUGACAUAAUUUCCUCCUUGAAUUAGAGACUAGGCUAGAUUUUAGGGAUUCUGGGUUAUGUUGGGAGGACCCCCACAUGUGCAAAGGUUAUUUUGAUACUGGCAUGUUUCAAGUUGAAGAAUAUAUAUCCAAUAAAAUUGAGUGGCCUAUACAGUCAUA